UCCGCGUUGGAAAUUUGUUUUGCAGAUGGUGGUUGUCAGAUUCUGCUGGAUAAACAUCACCGUUGGUGCUUGUUUGAAGUAAUGUUGGACAUUACAGAAGUGCUUUCUUCAAAGGAGGGGAAACUGCGUCACUAGGCUGCAUAAAAGCUUAUUAGUAUUUGUUUUUAUCAGCAGUGCCUGGCUUAUCCAGGACAGAAAGCUAGUGCUAACAGCAGCUAGCUAGCAGGCUAACAAAGCAGGCUUUAAUGAUGAAACACCGUUAACUUGCCUGCAUGUCCAACAGUUAACAGUUUUAGCUGUGUCCGAGCAUAUUUCCUAUUUACAGCCAUUGCCCGUGUAGCGUAAUUGUCGCUAAGCCUGCAACAUGGGUUAGCUAACGCUUCUUGACACUAACAAUAAAACGACUUUCCUCUUGGUGUAUUUAUCACAUUUGCUGUCUGAUAAACCUAACAAACGUCAGUAAACAGAUACAGUUUUGCUCGGUUAUACAGUGUUUGAGUGAGUUUCAUCACGUAUGCACACAUCGUUACAUAUUCCUGAGAAAAAACGUCAGUCAGGGAGUUGAUGCCCCUGGAGGGUUGAUGUUUUGGACUGUCACUGUCACCGGACUCCCCCCUAAUUAAGCCAUGCUAUGAUGGUGCUACGGCGGCUACUGAGGAAGCGAUGGGUGCUGGGAGUAGUCUUCGGACUGUCUCUCAUCUACUUUCUCACCAGCACUCUCAAACAGGAGGAGCGGACCAUUCGGGACCGCACGCUCUUGGAGGUCAGAGAUCCAGACCAUCGCAUCCCAUGGAAAGUACGUUUUAACCUGGGCAACAGCAGCCGGCAGAUCACUCAGUGCAGGAACUCCAUCCAGGGCAAGGCGCUGCUCACAGACGAACUUGGAUACGUGUGUGAGAGAAUAGACUUGCUAGUGAACGGCUGCUGUAACGUCAAUGCGCCCAGCUCCAGGCAGUACAUCUGUAAGAGCUGCCUGGCCAACGGCUGCUGUAGCGUCUAUGAGUAUUGCGUGUCUUGCUGCCUCCAGCCUGAUAAGCAACCUCUCCUUGAGCGCUUCCUGAAUCGUGCAGCUGAAGGUUUCCAGAAUCUCUUCACCGCCGUGGAGGAUCAUUUCGAGCUUUGCCUGGCCAAGUGCAGGACCUCUUCACAAAGUGUUCAACAUGAGAACACUUAUCGAAACCCUCAAGCAAAGUACUGCUACGGAGAGAGUCCUCCAGAGCUCCUUCCUGUCUGAGCAUUUGACUUCCUUCUCAAGUUAAGCAAGUUCAGAGCAUCCCUGUUUGGACACCCCAAGGUGCUUGGAGAAGAGACUCAGCAAAUGAACUGCCGUCUUGGACAAUUUUUGCAUUAUUGGGACAAAGAAAUGGAAACCUCCAAGGCCGACCCCAUAAUGGACAAAUGCUGUAUGUGAUUUGAUUAUUUACACUUCAUAAGUGCAUAGAAUGCUUCAUUCAUUCAUCCGUGAUGAUCAUCAGGUCUACGUAGCAGGCAGCUCCUCCAUCAGGAUUCACUUCAAACCGGUUCAUGUCAUCAAAAUAGCUUUCAUUUUUUUAAAAGUAAGAUCUGGUUCAUGUUUUGUUGAAUCAUAACAACAGCAAAGAAUGUGUCAUUACUUUUGUGUGUAGUGCAUGCAUAUGAAACUGCUAUUUAAUAAAAGUGACUGUGAAA
Messenger RNA from Trematomus bernacchii (emerald rockcod), 1668 nucleotides. It is a transcript of the gene spring1, whose product is annotated as SREBF pathway regulator in golgi 1. The record is from RefSeq and is a predicted model, not a curated record. Gene Ontology annotation, biological process: positive regulation of SREBP signaling pathway. Bases 632 to 1234 code for a protein of 200 amino acids. The transcript has 5 exons. NCBI's taxonomy places the organism in Eukaryota, Metazoa, Chordata, Actinopteri, Perciformes, Nototheniidae.